AUGGACGGCGAGAUGGAUGAGGACGUGCUCACGGAGAUCCUCGCGAGGCUGCCGUGCAGGUCGCUGGCGCGGUUCCAGUGCGUCUCCACGUCGUGGCGGCGCAUCAUCUCCAGCGACUACCUCCGCCGCCGGCUGCCGCUCAUCACGUCGGGGGUGCUCUACCACGACGACACGCACCGCGGCGGCGACGGCGACCUGGAUGGCGGCAGGAGGCAGCAGGCGUACACCGGCCUGCUGCUCUACUACGCGUCCCGCCCGACGGCGUUCCACGUCGUGAACCCGACCACCCGGCUGUGGGCGGAGCUGCCGCCGCCGCGGGCCAGGACGCUGCUCUCGGUGCUGGCGUUCGACCCCUGCGCCUCGCCGCACUACAGGGUGGUGUGCUUCACGGGGUGGCUCCCCCGGGGCGCCACCAUCGAGGUGUUCGACUCCGAGCGCGGCGCGUGGCGGGACCACGAGGUCGACUUCGGCCUCGACACCGACGCCAUGUCGGCCACCAUGCACUACUCCGGCGGCGCGCUCCACGUGCUGGCCUACUCGGGCCACGUCGUCCGCGUCGACCUGGACACCAUGGCGUCCGCCGUCACCGCGCUCCCGGCCCCCGUCAGCUGCCGGGCGCGCGCCGGGCACUGCCGCGGCCGCCUUCGGUUCGCGUCCAGCGACGGCACGCGCCUCAGGAUCUGGGAGCUCAAGGACGCCGCUGGAGGCGAGUGGGCGCUGAAGCACGAGAUCGGGGUCAGCGACGUCGUCCCCGGCGGCGCGUCCCAGCCCAUCACGUUCUUGUUCAUGGCGUUCCACCCCGAGCGGGAGCUGGUGUACCUGUGGUCGCCGUGGAAGCUGCUGGCGUUCGACAUGGUCGAGAGGCGCGUCGAGGAGGAAUGGGUGUUCGGGUCGGAGAAAGAAGGCACGCAUCUCAUACAGGUCUGGCUGUUUCCGUUCUCGCGCCAUUUGGCCAACGCGCUGGCCUGA
Miscanthus lutarioriparius is the source of this 969-nucleotide messenger RNA. The record is from the annotation of a GenBank genome assembly. NCBI's taxonomy places the organism in Eukaryota, Viridiplantae, Streptophyta, Magnoliopsida, Poales, Poaceae.